UCUAGUUGUGGUCUCACCAUGAGUUGGAAAUAUUUGUGUGUUUAUCUGGUCCUCCUUCUCAGUCCAUCGUGGGUGAAGUGUCAUGACUUAGAUAAACGAGCUCUGAUAUUCCCUGAUACCAGUUUAUAUGGGACAUUUCUGGCGAUUGCCGUGCCAGUAGACAUACCGGACAGAAACGUGUUCGUCUCUUACAACUUCGAAGCCAACUACAGCGUGGUAACCAACAUCACUGAAAUUGAUGAAGUUAUAUUCCCUAAUUUACCGAUAGUAUCAUCGCGUCACAGUCGCAGUAUAACGCGGCAGCUCGCGUACACCGUCCUAGAGACGAGUUUCAAGGAGAACGGCAUGAACGGCAAGGAAUGUUUGCUACGCAGCAUCUGCGAGGCCGCCGAGACGCCGUUGUAUAACAACGGACUUAUUGGAGACAUCAUGCACAUCAUAUUCACACCAUCCACUUCCAGAGAAGAAGCUAUAGACGACGAAUACUAUGAAGCCGAACUAAACGGGAGGAGAGGAGACUGCGACGAAUACUUAGACGACUGCCCACUCAGUAUACUCGACAUGAUCACACGACUAGUGGAAAUGAAACAUUGAAUCAAAAAUGAAACAUCA
Aricia agestis (brown argus) is the source of this 612-nucleotide messenger RNA. RefSeq lists its product as uncharacterized. NCBI's taxonomy places the organism in Eukaryota, Metazoa, Arthropoda, Insecta, Lepidoptera, Lycaenidae. The record is from RefSeq and is a predicted model, not a curated record. The transcript is spliced from 6 exons. Bases 19 to 594 code for a protein of 191 amino acids.